UUUGCUAUAGGCGCCUCCACGCUGUUUAAGGCUCAGCGGCCCCAGCAAUUUACACCUGAUAUUAAAAAAAUGAAUUUUCAAUAUAUCACUUCGUGUAAAAAUUACAGUGAACCAUUAUUGCAAGCUGAAAAACUAUGGCGUCACAUGAAUUUUAAUAAAGUGCGGAAAGUUGUGAUUUUGGCUACCGGUUGGACGAACACUGUGAAUGAUUCGUCAGCGUUGGCAAUGCUUUCGCAGGCGUAUUUGUGUCGAAAAGAUGUGAAUUUUAUUAUUGUCGAUGCUGGUUACUACGUAGACACGCUAUAUAAAUGGUCCGCAAUGAACACCGAAGAAAUUGGAGAAAGUAUUGGUAAAGGUCUGAAGCAUUUGAUAAAAGUUGUACCGCUGCAAAAUAUACACCUAAUCGGUCACAGUUUGGGCGCACACAUCAUGGGCACUGCCGGGCGUACAUUCACCAAAUUGACUGGUAAAAAAAUACCACGCAUUACCGGCUUAGAUGCAGCCAAACCAUGCUUUCGCUCAGACGACACACUCACCGGCUUACAUCGGGGUGAUGCCGAAUUUGUGGACGUCAUUCAUACAAAUAUUGGAGUAUUGGCGAAGAAGGAGCCUAUUGGCGAUAUCGACUUCUAUCCUGGUGGUGCAAAUCCGCUACCACCUGGCUGCUUGACUAUAUCAUGCGCUCAUUCACGCGCAGUCGAAUAUUUUGCCGAGAGUGUAUAUCCAGGCAAUGCUAAAAAUUUCAUCGGUUGGAGAUGUUCGGAUUUUCAGGCACUGGAGAAGUUGAAAUGUAAUCGGAAAAUUACCUCACCUAUGGGCAUCGCGGUUGAUCAGCAACAAAGGGGUAUAUUUUAUGUGCCAGUGAACUCAAACUCGCCAUUCGGCAAAACGGCGAAACCGAGCAGCGAACGAUGGCAAAAUGCACGAUGUCAUAAGUGUGAAAAAUCAAAGCAAAUAAAAAAACAACGAGCGGGUUUUCGGAAAUUGGGAAAACGCAGGCGAAGGGAUAAUGGCCGGAAAUGUAUUAAGUGCAGGAAAGUUAACAAGGCGAGGAAACCGAAAAAGGGAAAGCAGGCGAAAUAUGCGAAGCUGGGGAAAAAAGCUAAACAGCCAAGAGCGGCGAAACAAGCAAAGGCAGUUGAAAGGGCAAGAUCAAGAAAAAGAAACAUUCGACCAAAACAGCCAAACAAAGCUAAAAACUUAAAGGAGAAAACAUCAAUGAAGGCUUAAUUU
Rhagoletis pomonella (apple maggot) is the source of this 1233-nucleotide messenger RNA. RefSeq names its product vitellogenin-1-like. NCBI's taxonomy places the organism in Eukaryota, Metazoa, Arthropoda, Insecta, Diptera, Tephritidae. Gene Ontology annotation, biological process: lipid metabolic process. Gene Ontology annotation, molecular function: lipase activity. The transcript has 3 exons. The annotation marks the transcript as partial. The record is from RefSeq and is a predicted model, not a curated record.